AUGACAGGAAGAGAUGUUGUCUGGCUUGGAGCACCAGUGGAGUCUGCCGGCGAAGACCUUUGGUCUGCUUAUACAUCAAGAGUAGGCGGGGCCGCCACCUUGUUUCGCGAGGCGACGGAUAACGCGGUGUUCCAUUGCCCCAAGUGCGGUGACAUGCAUGCGGUCUCGUUGUUGGCCCAGAUUUACGCUCCGUUGGGGGUCUACGAUCGGGUGUUGUACGUCCUCACGUGCUCGGCGUGUAGCACGGAGCAGAGCAGUUUCUGCUUUGCGCUUCGAUCACAGAACUUCAACCCUGCCUACGCAACGGCAUCGCGGCCGACGGAGCAGCCGGGAUGCAUGGAAGACGGGGUUCUGUUCAAAGAAGACGCGAACUGGGGAGAUGGAGAGGAGGAAGAGGAGGAAGAGGAGGAUGCGACUGCGAAGUCCAACAGAAGCAGGGCUCGAAGUGGCACCGCGGCCCUGGCAACCGGGGCGCCUGUGGAGGACACGCACAGCACAGAGGCGUCUGCUGCGCUCGCCCCUUCUGGGUCAAGGCCGCCGAUCAAAGGCGCGGGCUUCCCAUGCUUCGCGCUUGACGUGUUUGAGGAGCCGCCCAAGUUGCGGUCAAAUUCCCCCGCCUUCAGGAAUCAGUUGCAGGACGCGCAAAAAAAGUACGGGGACAAUGUCGUCGAGACGGCAGUUGUCGAGGAGGACGAUGAGCCGCUGCAGGAAAAACGCCUGCGCAAGUAUGUGGAGCGCAUCGGCCGGGCCCCGUCGCAGUGUGUGCGCUGGGCCCCUGGCAAGGAGCCAUUGCAGUCCUCCGUCGUGGCGGCGACCGCACCGCCGUGCCCGUACUGCGGGAAGGAGCGCCGGUACGAGCUCCAGCUGACGUCGCCCAUCAUUUACUUCCUGACACACAAGAAGGGGUCGAGGAAGCAAUCUCUGCACUUUGGGAAUGUGCUUGUGUUUACAUGCAGCGGAAAUUGCAACACGGAGGCGUACUCGUCAGAGUACUGCGUUGUGGAGGAAGAAAUUUGA
This is a messenger RNA of Trypanosoma conorhini, 1017 nucleotides long. Its product is annotated as pre-rRNA-processing protein TSR4. Gene Ontology annotation, cellular component: cytoplasm. Lineage: Eukaryota; Euglenozoa; Kinetoplastea; Trypanosomatida; Trypanosomatidae. The record is from RefSeq and is a predicted model, not a curated record. Bases 1 to 1017 code for a protein of 338 amino acids. The transcript has a single exon.